Messenger RNA from Anopheles stephensi (Asian malaria mosquito), 8604 nucleotides. RefSeq lists its product as uncharacterized. The record is from RefSeq and is a predicted model, not a curated record. Lineage: Eukaryota; Metazoa; Arthropoda; Insecta; Diptera; Culicidae. Bases 3616 to 7146 code for a protein of 1176 amino acids. The transcript has 5 exons.
CACAUAAACUGAAAGAAUUUGGCACCGCGCAGCACACUCGGGUGGGUGCUGAGUUUUCGAUUCGAUGUCCUUUAGGACGGAUCGGCCGGUGGCGGCCGAAGGAAAAAUUCGCAACCAGUAGAUCUCGCGCGCUCGCUUGUACAUACGGGAAACUAAUGAGUGUGUGUAUGUGUGUGUGGCUGAGUGUCGGUGUGUAUGUUGCCGUGUACUUGAACAGUGAUAAAGCGCGAGAAAAUUGUACAAUUGUGCGUGUGUACAUCAUCCUUGGCGAACGCGUUCUACGGAAUGCGCCACAUAAAAAAGCCCUCCCACUACUGCCAGGUUGCCAAAGAAAGUAUUGCUUCUGGAGAGGUCCGAAUGAGAGGAGCCAAUGUUUUUGGUCUUUUUUUGCUAUAUAGCUCUCUCCUUUAUCCUUGGUAAGCAGGGCUGGCCUGCCUUUUUUAUUACACUUUGCUUUCUUCCGAAUCUUCCCCACCUUUUUUCCUUCGACGAAGGAACCAUCAUUAGGAAGCGCACCACUACACAAGCGUCCCAACACUUUCACGACUGCUUUUUUUCCUCCUCCCGGUUAUGUAUCCUUUUUUACGUGGUUCGGUUUUUUUACAUACAGCGAAUCUCUUGCGCUGACUCAGGCCUUCUUGAGCGGGAGCCAGCUUCCUCGCGGGUAAGAAAAGAGGAAGAAACCGGAAUUCGCAUCCUUUCUUAGCCCUGCGCGUCUUCGUUUACUUUCGGCCUCUGCCGAAUGGUGGGUGUAUUGGCGAGUUUUUUUUUUUUCUUCUUAAUGUAGCGCCCGUCGUCGUAACCUUUCUUCGCUAUACAUUAUUAUUUUGCUUUCGCCGAAAAACGAGAACAAGACAUUUUGCGGAAUCCUUCGCUAUUCAUUCCGUGACGCAACACCGUGGCCAGCGGAUCAAGUGCUCGCCGAUUACUUUACACAACGGGCAAAGCAAUGAGAAAAUAUAAGCAGAGCUUAACAUAUUCAAAAUUUUUGAGGAAACAUAAACUUUGAUCGGACGUUCUUGAUCGGAUGAUCUUGUGCAACAUAAACUGUGUGCGUGUGCGUGUGUGGAGUGAACUUGCAAAUUAAAAAUAUACGUGAGAAAGGAUAUUUUUACGUGACCUAACAAAGUAGAUGUUUAAAAAAUGUGUAACAAGUUUUAUGAAAUUUAUAGUAGUGACUUCAAUCAAUAUUAGUGAAAUUCUGUGCAAACCUUUUCGAGUUGUGAAGUAAAAAAGAAUUGUUAUAAUAUUUUCCCAGUUCUAACCAUGAUCGCCGCGCUACAAUUGCGCUAAAUUUUAAAAAGAACAUUCGUGAAGUGGUGAACAUCAACCGGAUAAUAGAAAUUAAGAUAUCUCCAGACUAGAGAGCACUCACACAACGAUAGAGCAACUACGACUACUCAACAUUUCGUUCAAGGUAAUCAAACCGUUCGUCGAGCCAUAAUAACACGAUAUCAAAAACAACCCCGUCUCUUCACAAGGCCGCCUUCGCACUGUACCAAUCCAUCCUGAUAGCAAAUAUCGAAAUUCACACUCCCCAAACGUAUCGAACGGCACGAGAAGAGUUGAACGGUUUGGUGAGCCAUCGAAAUUGAAAUACGCAAUACAUGUGCACACAUAUCCACAUCGUUUCGAAUCAGCUGCUGCUGCUUCUGAUCUUGCCUCUGGAAAUCUUGUCACUUUGCCAAGGACGAGCCGCAAAGGAGUACCCGACCCGACAGAAGCGACGAACAAGAUUAUAUACAUUCGGGCAAAUACACUCACUCAACGCACCCGGCCCAGCCCAACCGAACCCAAACCCAUGGUUCAGAAGUUAAUGAAAAUCAAAGUAUAGCGGAGAACUUGUAUCGGAAGAACGGAUACGGCCACAACGGAAGACCGCCACGUUCUCUUCAUCGUGCCGUCAUUUACGCUUCUGCCGAAAGGAGCCGAGAGGACGAUCUCACACUAUUGCACAAACUACUACGACUAACACUAACACUACCACUGUUUCUACCACCACUAUCAUCGCUGGCAUGAGCACCAUGACGACAGGAGCAAGACUCUGCUGAUGGAGAUAAUAAGCACGAAGCAGCGAGAAAUUUUGCAUCAGUUUCGCAGUCGCAAAGGUACGGCGUUUGAGAUGGUCGUCUCGAGGAAACUAAGCCACCAGCCCUAGACGGAGGAAUUACGGAGCGUUCGGUACGGUGUGCGUAGCGACGAUGGAGUUCGAAUAUGUAACCGCAUCAUGCUGGGACCGGUGCGAACGUAGGAAAAGUCUUCGCAAGCCAAAGCAGUAACAGUGAGGAUGCCGCGAUCGGAUUCGUGAGUUGAUAUGAUCUAGCAACAACAAAAAGGCUAAAGUGCAGAUAAAAGUCAAAUGUGCAGUGCGCGGUAAUCAAAAGUUCCAUAUCGUAAGUGUAAGAAAGAAGCAAGUGAUACGAGAGAAUGUGACAUGAGCAGCAACACCAGCAGCAAUGGCAAGUGGAAAAGUAAGCGACCGAGUUCAAGAGCAUUGCUGAGUUUCUGAGGUCCUUAGCAAAACAUCUGCCCGCGUACUUGAAUGCUCGGGCAACGUCUAGUCGUGAAUAAGCGAAACACAAAGUAAUCAAAAAGAAGUACAUCCUAACACCUCACUCGUAUUAAGGAGAAUGUUUUUAGUGCUAGCCUAGGGUAACCAAAAUGAAGUGCAAUACCAAAUACCACUACCAAUAAUUAGCUAAAUUUCACCAUUACGUUCGACAAAUGAAAGUGUGAUCAGAAUUUGUUACAAAAAAGGCGAGGCAAAACGAACGGUGGUUUGUGCGAAGAAAAGGUAACGGCCUGCUAAGAAAAAGGAGUCCCCGUUAGUGAAGGAACGAGCCAGCGAUAGAGAUGGUAGAGCGAGAACGAUUUUUCCCUUCAGCACGGCAAGGAAGAAACGCACCAUUUUCUUGCGCAGCAUUUUGAUCUUUGCAAGAAAAUCUUCGCCUUCAUCUCGACUGCGCGCCCUCGACGACCCGGGGCAGCAGGAGUUGAGAUGCAAAUUGUUCGACUACAACACAACCGGUCCUGUAGACUACGGUACCACUACAAACGCAGCCAGGAACGGCACUCGGUACACACACCACCGCGAGCCCGAUUCUUCCAAGAAUGCUUUGAAUGUGCGGGAGCAUUACUGCGAGAUGUUUUAACGCGGCCGAUAUUAUUUCGUUAACCAGCAGAGUUUUAUAUUUGUUGACCUCCUGAUAGUCUGUUUCCGGAUAAUAUACGGCUUUCUGGCUAGUAUUCCUGUAUCGCGGCAGAGUAAAUCAAAUGCCCAGCGAAAUGGUGUGAAAAAACUGAGCAAUACACUAAAAGAACCGUGCAAAAAGCUAUACCACAAGCGAACCAAGCUUCGUGCUGUCUUAUGCCAAGACAAACUGGGAAAACUCACUCACACACACGAACUCGUUGCUAAAGGCGUGCAUCCUUUCCUUCUGAGAAACCGCCUGAGAAAGUAUGAAAGCGGACCGCCGGAACAUCAGCAAGUUCUUUCCGAAUAAUCGAUAACGACACAAAAAAACAGGAAACACCGUACUACGUUUCCUUUAAUAUUUCCUUGCGAAAAGAAAAAACAAACAACCAGCGUGCAACGAAUAGACAUAAAGCAACACAAUGAAAGAAGCCUCAAUGAUCGAUGCAUUCGAUACAGCGGAUUUUAAUCCAGAACUGAUCCUGUCCAGCGUGUUUCUGGACCACGGACUAGACUUUGUUACCAAUAUUGACGAUCUGGGCGACAAUAUCAUAGCGGCCGAUCUGCUUCAGCAGUUGGGCAGUUCGGUGUUCUACACCGAAACGCCUCUCGCAACGAACAUCAACAACGGUGCUGGACUCUGUGCCACCGGUACGCAGCAACAUGCCCAAAACCAACAACAACAGCAGCAGCAACAACAACAACAACAACCACAACAACAACAUCAUCAGCAGCAGAUUUUAUCGCAACCACCCGCGCUACUAUCGGCGAGAGCGCGUAUGGCAAUUGGUGAGAAACCCACCGACGAGAUGCGCUACGACACGACGUUCGGAAGUGAUUAUGCAAAGCCUCAGCUUGUGCCGGCUGUGCCACUUACAAUGCCGAUGGCGCAACAAAUGCAACAGCAACAACCACAGCAAACAACAUCAAUGGCUACGCAGCAGCAGCAGCAACAGCAGCAGUCGUGCAAAUGUGAAUUCUGCGAGUAUCUGCAAGCGAAUCGGAUAUCUCUCACCGGCGAUCACUCGUUUCAGUGCGAAUUCUGCGGCGAAGGCUUCUCGAAUCAGACCAGCUUCAACCGACAUCGCUGUGGUGGGAUGGACAUACAGAUAUACCGGUGUGAAACCUGCCGGCAAGAGUAUGGCAGCUCCAGAGCCGUCUCCAACAUCGGUAACUGUGAGCCCAGAGAUAAAUGUGAUAUCUGUAAUCGAACCAUCGUACAGUCGUUGCCAGAGGAGCAGGCGGCUUAUGGUCCCUCCUCGAUGGUAGCGGGCAGUUCUGCGAUAACUCCACAAACCACACCCGCGUCCAUGUCGGAUGGAACGAUCGACGGGACGAUUUCGAUGCUGGUCACCUCUCCCGAAGUGUCAAACGAAAGCGUCAGUGAUCUGAGCGCUAAUGUGCGGUCGAUAGUGAACAGUCCCAUCGAACAGCACGAUCUAAGCAGCAUCGAUCCAUUCGGGUCGGACAGUGAGUGUUUGGGGCAGUUCUUUGCAACGGAGGCAACGUCCACCUCACCCUGUACGGCUAGCACUACCGGUAGCAUACAGUGCACACCAAUGCCGACGAGUGCCAACAUCGGAAGCCUUCUUCCGACCACUGCGCUUCACCAACCAGAGUCCGCGAAAACGUACUUUGUGCUGGGGAACGUGGAUCAAUUGCAACAGUUCCAUGCAGCAGCGGCAGCAGCAGCAGCAGCAACAUCAGCCGUGCAGCAGCAACCCAGCAACAAUCUUCCAACGGUCACCAACAAUAGCUUCCAUCCGCUUCAUCUGCCACCGCCGGGACCAGGGCCUCAUCAGCAGCAGCAGCAACAGCUACCUUUCUCACUGCAGAACGUGGCGCCGGUCACCGCCGGGUCACAUCUGCCCAGUGAGCACGAGGUCACUAGUCUGCAGCAGUACGAUCAGUACGAUGAUGAGGACUACUCGUCCAUGUCCGAAGAUGAAGCUAUUGUUCCAAUAGAACCCUAUGCCAAAUCGCCCAACCAGGACCACGCCAAGACGGAGCUCCCGAUACAGGAGACAAUCGUCGACACUAGCACCGGCGGCAGCAGCACUGUCAUCCCGCUCCAGCAGUUCGGUUGUGGCGGAUUGCCAAGGGAUGAUGCUGCUCUCGGUCGCGCGCUGAUGACGCACGGCGUUGCACAGCACAUGCACGUUCAACCACAAUCACAGCCACAGCCACAACAUCACCACCCGUCUAAUCUAGCACAAACCAAGACACACCUGGAUGACGAUGAGGAAGGAAAAUGUGAUUCGUCAUCUCCAUCGCUCGGCAUAUUUGUCGGUGGUUCCACCGGAAUGGCGAAUGGCGAAGACAAAGGGACGCAGAAACCCCAAUCCUCCCUUGCCAACGGUUCCAACCUGGAACGGCCCUACAAGUGUCACAUCUGCGAACGUUCGUACCGGAAUCAGAAGAACCUGAAGUCACAUCUGAAGGUACACGAGGGCAUCCGCGCGUAUCAAUGUGAAAUUUGUGGUAAGAAUUUCUCCGGCUCCAGCUACCUGGUGAUCCACCGACGGCGCCACACGGGUGAGCGGCCAUUCAAAUGUGUCACGUGCGGGAAGGCGUUCGUUGAUUCGCGAGCACUAGCCGUGCACGCGCGUUUGCAUAGCGGCGAACGGCUCAAGUGCGAAAAGUGUGAGAAAACUUUCUCCAGCGUGAGUGCCCUCACGGUGCACAACCGGCUGCACACCGGCAUCCAUCCCUACAAAUGUGAACUGUGUGGCAAAACCUUUCCACAGUACAACAACCUGAAACACCACAUGAAAAAACACGAGCAACCGAAUGCCGCGGAAAAUCGAUCGCCCGUUAGCACUCCGCCGACCUGUGGCCCAGCGAUGUCCAACGGAGUCAGCACCACGAGCGGUUCCGGCCUCGCUUCGGGACGGUUGGGUCCGACGCUGCCGGCCGACGCGAACCCGAACGGAGCGGCACAUAUGGUGGCCAGCUCGACUACCGGGCCUCCGUUCGAGUACAAAUGUCACAUCUGCAGCAAACUGUACAAAUCCGCCGACGACCUGCAGGAGCACCUCGGCCAGCACAGCAAGGAUCGACCGAAUCAGUGCGAGUUCUGCUCGAAGGUGUUUCCGCGCUCGUCGCACCUCAUCAUCCACCGACGGCGACACACGGGCGAGCGACCCUUCAAGUGCAAAUACUGUGACAAAGCGUUCGUCGACUCGCGAGCCCUGUCCGUCCACACGCGUCUGCACACGGGCGAACGGGUAAAGUGCGAGAUCUGCGAGAAAACGUUCGCCAGCUCCAGCGGGCUCAUAGUGCACCGGCGCAUACACACCGGCGUGCAUCCGUACAAGUGCGACUACUGCGAAAAAUCGUUCGCCCAAUCGACGGCACUCAAGUACCACCUGAAGAAGCACGAUACGGCCCUGCUGCCCACGACGACCACGCCGGAAAGUGCCGAGUCACGGCUUUCCACGCUACCACAGCACGGUGCGGCCGAUCUAGGUCAGUGUCCACCGUUCGGAGACGACUCGACGGCGAACGGGAACGAUCGGUACAAGUGCACCGUGUGCAGCAAGGUGUUCCGAUCCUCCGAGUACCUGGUGCGUCACCGACGAACGCACAGCGGCGAGCGGCCGUACCAGUGCGAGAUUUGCGGCAAAAACUUCUCCACCAUGAGCUACCUUGUGAUCCACCGGCGUCGGCACACGUCCGAGCGACCGUACAAGUGUACGUCCUGCGAGAAGGCCUUCGUCGAUUCGCGUGCCCUGCAGGAGCACGCCCGGCUACACACUGGCGAUCGUGUGCGGUGCGAGAUCUGCCAAAAAACCUACUCCAGCGUAAGCAAUCUGAUCGUCCACCGACGCAUCCACAGCGGAAUCCAUCCGUUCGAGUGCGACAGCUGUGGCAAAUCGUUUGCCCAAAAAAAUGCCCUCAAGUACCACCUCAAGAAACACAACAAGCAGGAUCAAACAGAGCCGAUGGGCUAGUUCAUUGGUUCGUGCCGGAGGAUUAGCAGAGACUUCUCUAUCGAAAACAGCUAUUAUUUUCCGUUUGCACCUCUUUUCAUACGUACGGAAAUGUUGGACACCUCAGCGUCCACAGUCUUACUUAUUUUACGCAAUAUUUCUUACAGCAGCAUCUUGUGAUGCCAUUUGCAUGUCCACAGAGUGCAUGAGUGAAUUCGAUGUACAACCGAAACCAUUUACACACAACACACAACCACAUACACUACUUCUUCCACAUUUAAAUAAUAGUCACUCAACAAUACCAUUCAAUCAUUCCUCUCAGUCAGCGGGUUCUGGUGACGUUCGAGACGAACGGUGUUGUGCUGGUAGUUCAAAUUGUCUUUCCCCGAAAAACCGUCAUCCAGCUUCGGACGGGAUCGGGUUACAACGAAAUUCUCGUGUUUAGGUUAAAGCAUUACAUGAACAAAUUACAGGUUCGGAAUCGAAAUUGAUACUUUGUGAUCUCAACUAUUUUUUGGUAAAGGAAAGCCUCUGUUAGGCUACUCUAAAUCACUAUCACACACAUCCGGAUUGGAGCGUUCACCAGACCGCAUCACAUAACAAGCAUCAAUAGCCAUAAGCCAGCUACAACUUCAAUACAGAAUAUAUAAAUAUAGAACAGAUUCAUUGUAAUGUAAUAGUACCGUGUGCAAAUAACUCCAGUUUGUAACCCCAACCCUUCACACACACACACACAAACACACAUACAACCACCAAUCAUCAACAUGUUCAUCAUAAACCAGUUUGCCACCCCAUUUGAACCAACCCAAUACUAUAAUAGUGUACCAAUAGGUUAUGCAUACAGCAUAAAACGGACCCCGCCACAGACCAUAAACACCAGCAUCAGUGAAAUGUAUUUCAACUCCGUAAGCAAACCAAAUCAAUCGAUCCGGAUCGAUCCACGCAAUAGAGCUCAAAGUUCGUCUCACGCCAUGUCUCUGAGUAGGUGCCCUGUACAAGAUCGAUAGGCGAAAAUUGAACAGUAUUAUUUUAUUCUUUGAAACAAACGAAAAUGAGAAAACCAAACCAACUAAAAAACAACCCCAAAGUGACACAACACGACGACUGCAAUUUGGCGCAAGGCAGUAGUUACAGCGUUGGACGCAAGACGCGCAAACGAAACCCCAAAAGAAUAACGAAGAAAAAAUCAGGAGUUUUGUACAGAAAACAGAAACGAAGGUGAAUAGAAAAAUUGAGACUUGAUUCAAAGGAUAAUGCGAAGAGAAAGGAAAACAAAGGAUUUUUUAACGAAACAAAAGCUGAUGUGCAACAAUCGAAGGUCAACGAUCGAUCGAGUUUAUGUUGAUAGUUUCCGAUGGAGUCAGCAGGACGACAGCGGUCGUACACGCAGGGGUUUCCCUUCACGAAGCAAGUCCACCAAAGGAACUGUGUAGCAAAACAGUAUGGAAUACAAUAAAAAAAACCCAAAACAAAAUGCAA